Messenger RNA from Tetrahymena thermophila SB210, 3351 nucleotides. RefSeq names its product calpain family cysteine protease. Gene Ontology annotation, biological process: proteolysis. Gene Ontology annotation, molecular function: calcium-dependent cysteine-type endopeptidase activity. Gene Ontology annotation, cellular component: cytoplasm. NCBI's taxonomy places the organism in Eukaryota, Ciliophora, Oligohymenophorea, Hymenostomatida, Tetrahymenidae. The transcript has 4 exons. The record is from RefSeq and is a predicted model, not a curated record.
AUGGCUAGUUACGCUAACGAAGACUUUAUAGUUGAAGAAUUAGUUGGUAAACAGGGAAUAUCAUCUCCUGUCUAACAGUCUUAGAAAGUAAGAAUAUCUUCUUCGCAUCAAGGACCUGAAAAAUCUGAAAUGAGAAACUCAUUAGCAGAUAAAUUCAGCUUAAAGGAUUAAACUCCACAAUUAUAAUCUUCCAUAGCAAUCUAAAAAUUAUUAGGUAUUACUCCAGCAGGCAAUAACGCUGGACAAAUCAACACAGCAACUUACACUUCGUAAAUCUAAACAGCUAACACUCCUGUUCCAUCGUAUACUAGCCCUUCUGGAUUAUACGGAGGAGUUACGGAAAAUUAUAAUGCAAAUAGUAAUGUGAAUCCUUCUUCUUUAAGUGGGUAGUAUUCUACAAAUAUAUAAGGUUAUGAUUACAAAUAUGAUAAUUAAUCAAAUAUACCUAACUAUAAUAGCAAUUCUUCAAGUGGCUUAACAGGUUUAGAUGCAAAAAGUGAUUCAAAAAUAAAUUAAACUUCAGGAAAUUAAGCAAUAGCAUCUUACUAUUCAGCCAUACCAUCAAGUUUAAAUAAUAAAUCUGAUAUAAAAACAACUACAGUUACUACAAUCACAAACAAUAAUUAUGCUACUAGUAUUUAAGACUACAAGCCAUAUGUGCCUUCUUCUACAUAAGCAACUAUUGGCACAAAUUUUUCAACUUCUCCUUAUGUUCCCUUAUCAAGUACAUAUCCUGCACAAAAUUACAGUGUUAGGGCUAGCUAAGAGUAUUUCCCAAUAACGGAUAGUAAGUAACUUAUAAAAGACUCUAAUCAAACAAAAGGUAGUGCAAUAGUUGAAAAAAUAGAUUAAUUAAAUCCAAAAAAUUAGGAUAUUUAUGGAUCACUUCAAGUAAAUAAUCAAUUAAAGUAUGGUGGCUCAAUUAGUGGAGUAAAUUCUAUUAGAGACACUUUAAUUCUUUAAAAUUAGAAUUUAACAAGCAAUGUGAAAGACAGCAUCACUAUCAAUCCUUCAUUGUUUGCAAAUUAAUUUUCUAACUCACCUAAAAAUUAGGAUGAUAAAGCUACUUAAGACUAAUAUAAAAUCUAAAGUGUUUUAAGUAAAUUCGCCUCUUAUCAGCCUACUCCACAAGGUGCUCGUACUUCAGGAUUGAAAAACUCAACUUCUUAAUUGAACAUAGCUGCAAAUUACCCUUCAAUUCCAAAUGAAACAGUAGAAGAGACCAUCAAAAGAGCCAAUAACACCUUAAAAUCAUCUCUGCUUAAAUCUUCUUCAACAAAAAAUUUAAGUAGUAACUUCAACACAAAAGAAUUGUCUGCAUACGAUUAAGGUCCUUCUUCUUAUAAUUAUUAAUUUUAACAGAAGCCAAUAGAAAUAAAAUAAAAUGAAAAGCUCUACACAAAAGAGUCAGUAAUCUAAGAUUUUGUUCCCCCUUCUUAAACUUAUCAAGCUCCAUAAUAUCAGCUUGAAGAUUACUCAUCUAAAUACAAAGUUAACACCAAAGAAUCUGUUAUUUAAGAUUUUGUGCCUUCUAAGCUUUUCUCAGCUUAAAAUUAGUAAAUUGAUACAAAUAAAUAGAUCAAUACUGAGUAAUUAAAUACUAAGUAAUCAGAAAUAUAGGACUUUGAUCCCUCUAGAAACCUCUAGCCUUAAUCAUAUGAAAAUAAAGUAUAUCAGUAUGAUUCUUAAUAUCAAAAUUAUAAUAUUCCUUCUUCAAGUGUUAAAACUAGCUCAUUUGCAAAAGCUAAUCCUUUAACUACUAAAAAUUAAGCUGAAAAUAGUAGAGUAUCUAGUUUUCAUAAACCAUCUAACAGCAUUUCAUAGUCGCCUAUUAGAGAAAAUCCUCCUAGCUUUUAAGCAAAUAUGUUUAAUACAACUCCAUCAAAAUUUGAUUAGUUAAGAAUCAUUUCGACUAUAUAAGCUGGUGCUUUUUCUACUAAUUGGUAGUAAAUAAUACAAAAAGGAGAAAAAGAUGGCAUAGAAUUCAAUGACUCUGAAUUUCCAGCUACAUUAGCUAAUAUUGGAGGAAAAUACCCUGAUGUUGUUUCUUGGCUACGUCCCAGAGAUAUUUUUAAUACGGGAUAUGAAGUAUUUGUCAAAGGUAUAGAUCCAACCACAUUAAUUUCAGGUGAUUUAGGUGAUUACUAUUUUUAAGGUGCUGUGAGUGCUUUAGCUGAAAGAGAUUAUAGCAUAUUGAAGUUAUUCCAAACAAAGUCAGUCAAUAAAGCUGGAUGUUAUGUCCUAAAUAUAUGUUGGAAGGGUGUUUGGACUUCUGUUAUACUGGAUGAUAAAUUCCCAACAAAAGGUAACAAAUAAAUUUGCUUUACCCGCUCCUCAAGCAAUGAAUUAUGGGCUAUGCUACUAGAAAAGGCUUGGGCAAAACUACAUGGUAGUUAUGCUAAAAUAGAUGGAGGACUAGUAAGAGAAGUAUUACAUGACUUCACAGGAGCUCCUUGUAGGAAUUUCUUUACUUCAGGUGAAGGAUUUUUGAACAGAUAAUUGCUUUGGUAAAAAAUAUAAUAUGCAGAGGAUAAAGAUCUUAUUGUACUCGCCUCUUGUAUGGAUGAUUUGUUGAGUGCAGAAUAAGAAGAAAUUAAAGAUCUAUUUGGAAUAGAUAAUGUCCAUCCUUACACUAUUCUAGGAACAAUUUGCUUGAAAUAUUAAAACAAAGACUAUAAAUUUAUAAAAUUAAGAAAUACAUAUGUCAAGCAAGAAUGGUAGCCAAUGAGUGAAGACAAAUAUUUCAAUAAAUUGCCUUAAGAAGUUAUAAAUCAGUUAAGCUACGGUGGUAGAUGCACAAGAGAGGGUUUCUUCUUAAUGGAAUAUGAAUUUUUCUAUAAGUUCUUUACUGAUGUUUAAAUAUGCUAUUAAUUUUUAGGCUACCAAUACACUGGCGAAAAGCUCUGCACAAUGACAGCUUAAAAGAAUUACUUUAAAUUAUAAAUAAGCUAGGCUGGGUACUACUUCUUUUAGGUUUCCUAGCAAUCAAUAAGAACUGAGAGAAUCUCAGAUUAAAUGUCUACAACUGAGAGAGAUUACUAUUCUCAAGUUUAUUUAGUAGUAGCACCUGAAAGUAAUCCCUCUUAACCAGUAGUCGCUGUUAAAGGUAAUUAAAGAGAUCUUACCUCAUUUAAUUACAUAGAUAAUCCUACCUAUUUACCACAAGGAGAAUAUCUUGCAUUUAUUGAAGUUGACUGGAAGAGUAGCUAAAGUAGCUCAGGUAAUUGCGGUUUUGGAGCAUAUGGUUCUAAUUACAUAGAAAUCAGAGUAUCUAAUAGCAAUUAAUGCUAAGAAUUCGCUAAUUAUGUCGAUAAAAUUUUAAAUGAUAGUAGCAAAUGGGAGUAAGUAUGA